AUGGCUUCCAUCGCUCGCCGCAUCGUCAGCGGCCAAAAGGCUCGCUUCAAGGAUCCCCUGCUCGAUCUCGACCUCGACCUCACCUAUGUCACGGACAACAUCAUCAUCAUGGGCUUCCCCGCCUCGGGCGUCCAGUCGCUCUACCGCAACAAGCGCUCCGACGUCCGCCGCUUCCUCGACAAGCGUCACGACGACCUCUACCGCGUCUACAACUUUUGCCCCCUCACCGAAAACUCGUACGAUCCCGACGAGUUCUACGGCCGAGUCUCGCGCUUUCCCUUCCCAGACCACCACGCCCCGCCGCUCAGCCUCAUCCCGCUCUUCGUCGCCGACAUCACCGACUUCCUCGAGUCCGACCCGGACGCAACCGCCGUCAUCCACUGCAAGGCCGGCAAGGGAAGAUCGGGCACCAUGACCUGCUGCUACCUCGUCUCGCUUCCUUACCUCCCCACCGCUCCCACCAGCAUCAAAAACUACAGCAACAUGCAGCGCCCCGAGACAAAGCCAGAUGCCGCUGCCCCACCUCAACCUGCACCCCGGGACACGGCGACACAAGCAGCUGCCGUCGUCCAGCGCCAUCCCAUGCACUCGCUCGACGAGCAUGUGCCCUUGCCCCCCGAGCGCAGCAGCAGCAUGACCCUCCAGAUCCCACGCUCGGCAGCCUGGACAGACGCAGCGCAGGGCGAAUCCAUCAAUGCACCGCCGGGCGCUCCGUCCGCACGCGCAACGCUCCGCAGGAGACCCUCGCUCGCGCCCGAGCAGAGCAUCAUCUGCAACAACGACCACGACCCGCAGGCCGAGGUGCAGCAGAUCUCACAGCGGCUCCAGACCAUCUUUGACCUGCACACACAGCGUCGCAUGAAGCCCGAGUCGAGCAACAAGGCGUCGGGACGUCGACGUGCGCGCUCCAACGCGACUGGUCUGCGGCCCUCGGCGCACUCGACCGGCGCCAUGCCAUCGGCUGCAGCAUCGACCAUCUCGUUGCGCGCGCUGGGCGCCGGUCCGGCCGGCCGCAGCUGCGAUGCGCUCCACAGGACCAGCCAGAGCACGCACGACUUUGGCUCCGGUCUGCACUCGCGCUUCGCCACCCACAGCCGCGCCAGCACCAGCAUGUCCUACGCGCCCGACACGAGCUCCUUCUACAACACCGACCUCGGCUCGUCCAUGAUGGAUUCGUUCGUGCAGCGUGAAGGCUCUGGUACUGACGAUGACGACUCGGUGGCGGUCAAUCAGAAUACCGAGGACCACAGCGAUACCAAGAAGCCGCGCAUGGGUGUAUCCAUCCCGAGCCAGCGCCGUUGGGUUGGCUACUGGACGCGCAUCCUGUCGGGACGCGAUGCGCGGCUGUCGAUGACCUCGGUGGUGCGCCAGCCGCGCCGUCAGAUCCGCAUCACUCGCGUCUCGGUCGAGCGCACCGCCUCGCCGCACGCCAAAAGCGCACAGAGCUGGAUCGAGCGGCUCGUGCCGCACUCGGAUGCGCUGAGCGUCCAGCUCGCGCGGUACGACGACUCGCUCGUAGACCGUCUCGAGUCGUGGGAGCGCCAUGCACGCCGGCGCGCCAAGGCCUUCGGCCAAAACGACCCGUCCGGUCUGGCGGGUGAUCUGGAUGCCGAGGAGCAGCACCAGAAACAGUACCUCAAGACGCUCCGCAGGAAGGCGUCGCAUCUGCAGUGCUGGGACGGCAACAAGUUCGACGACGACCACGAGACCAAGAUCGGCAACUGGGGCGUGCAUGUCCAGGCCGAGGCCGAGCGCGCAAGGGCGUUCGAUUGGAGGGACGACCAGCCGCAGCUCAACUACUUUGCGCUCUUUGCAGAGAGCCAGCCGCGCCAAGCUGUCCAGGGCGCCAGUCAGAAGUUGUGCAGGUACACUUUUGAGUCGCAGCAGCAGGCGGCGCAGGCACGUCACUCGUCCACCUCGAGUGCGGAUUCGGGCUACUACUCGUCCAAUGCUGCAUCGCCCGAUGAGGCCGCUGACCACGGCGCGCGCGCUCCAGCCGACGCGCAGCAUCUCAAGCCCGAAGCUGCGAACCAGCCGCUACUGCGUCGAAUGACCCGCAAGGCUUCCGGCAUGCUCCGCACCUCGAGCAACGAUGCACCGCGCGGUCAAGACGUCACUCCGCCUUCGUCCACAUCGUAUCUGCCCUCCACCGCCCAGCCCACUGCUGCGGUUACGGACGGCGAAGAGCUGGUGGUGGGCCAGGUGUUGGAUGCCGACCGCGAGGUGUGUGUCAAGGUGCUCGUCGGUCGCACGGGCACCAAACACGCCAAGCUGCCCGACGUCGCCUCUGCAGGAUGGUGCUGGUUCAUCCCGUCCUUCGAAGACCCCGAUGCAGGCAGCGCCGGUAUGGCCAGCAUCGGCGCACGUACGGUCAUUCGCUUUGACAAGGACGAGAUCGACUUUCGCAAACAACCGCUCGGCCUCGUCGCCAUCGAGGUCGAGUGGGAGUGGCUCAGCGUCGGCGAACACGACGACCUCGCCAAUAGCACAGAUAGCUAG
Molecule: messenger RNA, 2499 nt
Organism: Moesziomyces antarcticus
Lineage: Eukaryota; Fungi; Basidiomycota; Ustilaginomycetes; Ustilaginales; Ustilaginaceae
Exons: 1
Coding region: 1-2499 (832 amino acids)
Biological process (GO): regulation of phosphatidylinositol 3-kinase/protein kinase B signal transduction; protein dephosphorylation; cell motility
Cellular component (GO): cytosol; nucleus; plasma membrane
Molecular function (GO): phosphatidylinositol-3,4,5-trisphosphate 3-phosphatase activity; protein tyrosine phosphatase activity
Source: RefSeq, a predicted model, not a curated record